Molecule: messenger RNA, 3048 nt
Organism: Vicugna pacos (alpaca)
Lineage: Eukaryota; Metazoa; Chordata; Mammalia; Artiodactyla; Camelidae
Source: RefSeq, a predicted model, not a curated record
GCUGCUACCGCCUGCCUCCCGCCGGCUGCCACGAAAACCCGGAACAGCUGCGUGAGCGCCUGGCAAGUCCUCCUAGGGCGAAGCGGGCAGCUGGGCAUGCUCAGUAGCUGGGGGAGGCUUGGGUGGAGAGUAGAAAGCUUUGGCUCAGCCUCCCACCCCCUCCCACCAGCCCCCACCCCACUUGCCCCUACCCAGCCGGUAGUAGUGGCCCGGCGUGCGCCCGGGGAGACCGGGAACAUGGCGCUCCAAGCGAUGUAGCAGCCUAGGAGGAGAAGGGGAUGAGGCUCCGCCGCUGCGCUGACAGCCAGCCACCAGUAGUCUGAAACUGAACGCACCAAGGUCUGAAUAUCUGGAGCUGACUACCUCUCCAAGAAAUACUCUGUGGCAAAAGCCUUCCACCUCUUGCCAAAAUGAACACUGAGGAGAAAUGAAAGGCACUGAAGAACACCAACAAAAAGUUGCAGAACCGAAAUAACCACACUCCUCUGGAGUCGGAUUCCUCCACAGCCAUCCUAAAAAAGGUUUUUGCAUCAUGUUUGGGAAGAAAAAGAAAAAGAUUGAAAUAUCCGGCCCGUCCAACUUUGAACACAGGGUUCAUACGGGGUUUGAUCCACAAGAGCAGAAAUUUACCGGCCUCCCCCAGCAGUGGCACAGCCUAUUAGCAGACACGGCCAACAGGCCGAAGCCCAUGGUGGACCCUUCAUGCAUCACUCCCAUCCAGCUGGCUCCCAUGAAGACCAUCGUUAGAGGAAACAAACCCUGCAAGGAAACGUCCAUCAACGGCCUGCUGGAGGAUUUCGACAACAUCUCCGUGACCCGCUCCAACUCCCUGAGGAAGGAAAGCCCGCCCACCCCGGACCAGGGCGCCUCCAGCCACGGUCCAGGUCACCGGGAAGAAAACGGCUUCAUCACGUUCUCACAGUAUUCCAGCGAAUCUGACAGCACGGCUGACUACGGGCCAGAGAAACACAGAGAAAAGAGUCUCUGCGGAGACGACCUGGACCCGUUCUAUAAGGGCGGCCACGCGGCCAAGCAAAACGGGCACAUGGUGAAAAUGAAACACGGGGACGCCUACUAUUCUGAGAUGAAGCCUUUGAAAUCCGACAUGGCCGGAUUUCCUGUCGACUACCAUGCACACUUGGACUCACUGAGCAAACCCACUGAGUACAGUGACCUCAAGUGGGGGUACCAGAGAGCCUCCAGCAGCUCCCCUCUGGAUUAUCCAUUCCAAUUCGCGCCUUCUAGAACUGCAGGGACCAGCGGGUGCUCCAAGGAGAGCCUGGCGUACAGCGAAAGUGAAUGGGGACCCAGCCUGGAUGACUAUGACAGGAGGCCAAAGUCGUCCUACCUGAGCCAGACCAGCCCCCAGCCGGCCAUGCGGCAGAGGUCACGGUCGGGCUCGGGGCUCCAGGAACCCAUGAUGCCCUUCGGAGCAAGUGCAUUUAAAACCCACCCCCAGGGACACUGGUACAGCUCCUACACCUACCCUCGCUUGUCCGAGCCCACAAUGUGCAUUCCAAAGGUGGACUACGAUCGAGCACAGAUGGUCCUCAGCCCUCCACUGUCAGGUUCUGACACCUAUCCCAGGGGCCCCGCCAAACUACCUCAAAGUCAAAGCAAAGCAGGCUAUUCCUCAAGCAGCCAGUACCCAUCUGGGUACCAUAAAGCCACCCUGUACCACCACCCCUCCUUGCAGACCAGCUCGCAGUACAUCUCCACAGCUUCUUACCUGAGCUCUCUCAGCAUCUCAUCCAGCACCUACCCACCACCCAGCUGGGGCUCCUCCUCAGACCAGCAGCCCUCCAGGGUGUCUCACGAACAGUUCCGGGCUGCCCUGCAGCUGGUGGUCAGUCCAGGAGAUCCCAGGGAAUACUUGGACAACUUUAUCAAAAUCGGGGAAGGGUCCACCGGUAUUGUAUGCAUCGCCACCGAGAAACACACGGGGAAACAAGUCGCGGUGAAGAAAAUGGACCUCCGAAAGCAACAGAGACGAGAGCUGCUUUUUAAUGAGGUUGUGAUAAUGCGGGAUUAUCACCAUGACAACGUGGUCGACAUGUACAACAGCUACCUUGUCAGUGAUGAGCUCUGGGUGGUCAUGGAAUUUCUAGAAGGCGGUGCCUUGACAGACAUCGUUACUCAUACCAGAAUGAAUGAAGAACAGAUAGCUACUGUCUGUCUGUCGGUUCUGAGAGCGCUCUCCUACCUUCAUGACCAAGGAGUGAUUCACAGGGAUAUAAAGAGUGACUCCAUCCUCCUGACAAGUGAUGGCCGGAUAAAGUUGUCUGACUUUGGUUUCUGUGCUCAAGUUUCCAAAGAGGUGCCGAAGAGGAAGUCACUGGUUGGCACACCCUACUGGAUGGCACCUGAGGUGAUUUCUAGGCUGCCUUAUGGGACAGAGGUGGACAUCUGGUCCCUCGGGAUCAUGGUGAUAGAGAUGAUUGAUGGCGAGCCCCCCUACUUCAACGAGCCUCCCCUCCAGGCCAUGCGGCGGAUCCGGGACAGCUUACCUCCGAGAGUGAAGGACCUGCACAAGGUUUCUUCAGUGCUCCGGGGGUUCCUAGACCUGAUGCUGGUGAGGGAACCCUCUCAAAGAGCCACAGCCCAGGAGCUCCUCGGGCAUCCAUUCCUGAAGUUGGCAGGUCCACCAUCUUGCAUUGUUCCCCUCAUGAGACAAUACAGGCAUCACUGAGCAAAGGAUUCACACAGGUGACGAAGCUAGAUGAGGACAUGAGAAUAAUUCAGAGAGCGUGCAAAAGGCCUGUGUAUUCCAGACCAGCUGACCAGUGGGACCGCGUGAUGACCGGCAGGGUUCAGCAGACUAGGGCAUCUUCUUGUGUCUUAAACAGGCAUCUCUCCGCUGACAGCUGGCAUGGUCAUCUGGAACAUGGCUUUAACAAGUCAUUAUUAUAUUUUUUAGCCCUUCAUCCAGCAAAUCAGAAGGACUCAGUACAAACUCCGUUACGAUAUAUCCUAGCCACAUGCAGGGUAACGUGUAGGAUUUUCUAUAUUGAAAGAAUACUUUUCUGGCAAAAAAAAAAAAAAAGAAAG